Molecule: messenger RNA, 918 nt
Organism: Acanthoscelides obtectus
Lineage: Eukaryota; Metazoa; Arthropoda; Insecta; Coleoptera; Chrysomelidae
Source: the annotation of a GenBank genome assembly
CUACCGAUUUUGAUAAUUAUAUAUCACCAGUCCUACGACAUUUAAAAUUGAUUUGUUGAGAAGGUGUACAACAUAAGGAAGAAAUAUACCCCUGGGAACAAUGGUGAGGAAUCUGCUCGCUCGCAUAUCAGUUUCGGCCAUUUUGAUCUUCAGAAUCUGACAUACAAUUUUUGACAAUCAAAUUCACGAGAAGUUAAAGUCAGAGAAGUCAGAAAUCAGGUAAAAGUGCUGUACUAAGUGUUACUCUAGACUGAAAGUCGAAGAUGAGCAAGAAGAAAAAGAAAAAUGAAGAAGACGGAACAGCACAAAAUCAAGAAGUUCGAACGAUAAUAAAUAAUCACAAAAAUACGGAAGCAGCACUUAAACAAGAAAUUAAGUCACUUAAUGAGAAAAUUGAACUACUAGCUGAAAAAGUUAGGCUAGUUCAUCAAUUGUCCAACGAAAAUCGUAGGUUACAAGAGCACCACGAUAUAUUAGCCGCCAAGGUUGUAGAAAAGGACACUAUUAUCAGCACACUGGAAAUACUAAAUACACGAAUAGAAGAAUUUGAAAAAUCAACCGCAAGUAAAGCAUCACCAAACAAAGAGACAAGAUCUUUGAAAAGCAUAAUCAUUACACCUGAUCAACACCAACCAAGCUACAAGACCAGAUAUGAUCGCAACAAAUACUUAGACCUCUCGAAACUUCAGGUAGGUCAAAAACUGCAGAAAUGGAGCUGUAGAAAUAAACGUUCAAGAUUGUGUUCAUACCCAACUUAAACAAGAAAUCGAAAAAAAUAUACAUACAUCCUACAAGAUGUCUGAACCAAGAAUCUUCAAGCCGACAAUUAAAACAGUUGGUUAUCGUUGGGAGGAAAAAAUUACCGAAAGAGAAAUGCAAGAAGAAAUUAUAAAAAAAAUCACUUUGUGGCUAACGGAG